CAGCUCUACACCCGCUCUUCCUUUCUCUCUCUAGACUUUCUCUCUCUGCCUAGGGUUUUCUCUUGCGCCGAUUUCGAAGUCAUCCAAGUUCAGACUUCAGAGUGAACAUCUCCUUCACUCCUCGACAAACUUACUCACCAGGGAAAAUAUGGCUAUGGAAGUCACUCAAGUUCUUUUGAGUGCACAAGCUGUUGAUUCAACUAUAAGGAAGCAUGCUGAAGAAACUCUGAAACAGUUUCAGGAGCAAAACCCUCCUGCCUUUCUGUUGUCCCUUUCUGGGGAGCUUGCUAACGAGGAGAAGCCUGUUGAAAGCCGUAAACUAGCAGGCUUGAUUCUUAAAAAUGCUUUGGAUGCCAAGGAGCAGCACAGAAAGCAUGAGCACUUUCAAAGAUGGCUAUCACUGGACGUGGCUGUGAAGAGCCAGAUCAAAGCAAGCUUGUUACUGACCCUCUCUUCUGCUGCAUCAGAUGCUAGGUCAACCACAUCGCAAGUCAUUGCCAAGGUUGCGGGCAUUGAAAUGCCACAUAAGCAGUGGCCUGAGCUAGUGGCUACCCUCUUAUCCAAUGUUCAACAAGUUUCUCCCCAUCUCAAGCAAGCCACCCUCGAGACACUGGGGUAUGUGUGUGAAGAAGUUGAACCAGAUGUUGUCGAUCAAGAUGAAGUGAAUAAGAUACUCACGGCUGUGGUUCAAGGCAUGAAUUCUAACGAGGGUAAUACUGAAGUGCGUCUUGCCGCCACCCGGGCUUUGUACAACGCACUUGGGUUUGCCCGGGCAAAUUUCUCCAAUGAUAUGGAGCGUGAUUACAUAAUGAGGGUUGUUUGCGAGGCCACUCUGUCGCCCGAAGUCAAAAUCCGUCAGGCUGCAUUCGAGUGCCUCGUCUCUAUUGGCUCGACUUAUUACGAGAAGUUAUCACCAUACAUCCAAGACAUCUUCAACAUCACGUCCAAAGCUUUUUUGGAUGAUGAGGAGCCCGUGGCUCUUCAGGCAAUCGAGUUUUGGAGUUCGAUCUGUGACGAGGAGAUUGAUAUUCUGGAGGAGUAUGAUGGCGACCUCGCCGCCGAUCCUGAUGUUCCGUUCUUCAAUUUCAUUAAGCAGGCACUGCCAGCACUUGUUCCUUUGCUACUGCAGACGCUCCUCAAGCAAGAGGAAGAUCAGGAUCAGGACGAAGGCUCUUGGAAUCGCGCGAUGGCCGGCGGAACCUGCCUUGGCUUGGUGGCUCGUACAGUCGGGGACGAUAUCGUGCCGCUUGUGAUGCCGUUUAUAGAAGAAAACAUAGCGAAACCCGACUGGCGGCAGAGAGAGGCAGCCACUUACGCAUUCGGCUCCAUCCUCGAAGGCCCCUCCCCCGACAAACUAAUCCCUCUCGUCAACGUUGCUCUCAACUUCAUGCUGACUGCUUUGACCAACGACCCGAGCAGCCACGUGAAGGACACGACAGCGUGGACUCUUGGGAGAAUCUUCGAAUUCCUUCACGGGUCGACCUCUGAGAAUCCCAUAAUUACCCCUGCAAACCUCCAGCCGAUCGUCACUGUCCUUCUCCAGAGCAUGAGGGACUCUGCCCCUAACGUCGCCGAGAAGUCUUGUGGGGCCCUCUAUUUCUUGGCCCAAGGCUAUGAUUACGCGGGGUCACCCUCGCCCUUAACCCCCUACUUCCAGGAGAUAGUUCGGUCCCUUCUCGACGCCACCCGAAGGGAAGACGCAGGCGAGUCGCGGCUACAGACAGCUGCCUAUGAGGCGCUGAACGAGGUCGUUAGGUCAUCGUCAGGGGAUGAGACGGCUCGUCUGGUGCUGGAGCUUGUCCAAGUCAUCAUGGCCGAGCUUCACAAAACGCUCGAGGCUCAAACACUCUCGUCCGAUGAGAGGGAGAAGCAGAAUGAGCUGCAGGGACAAUUCUGCGGGUGUCUCCAGGUCAUUAUCCAGAAACUCGGGGCUUCUGAUCCCACCAAACAUGCCCUAAUGCAGUAUGCCGACCAAAUUAUGAGCCUUUUUCUGAGAGUCUUUGCGUGCAGGAGCGCCACUGUACACGAGGAGGCCAUGCUUGCUAUUGGCGCUUUUGCCUAUUUGACGGGCUCCGCCUUUGAGAAGUACAUGUCGGAUUUCUACAAGUAUCUGGAGAUGGGUCUGCAGAAUUUCGAGGAGUAUCAAGUGUGUGCAGUGACUGUGGGUGUUGUGGGGGAUGUAUGCAGGGCAUUGGAGGACAAGAUCUUGCCUUACUGUGAUGGGAUUAUGACCCUUCUUCUCAAGGACUUGUCGAGCGAUGAGCUGCACAGGUCUGUGAAGCCGCCCAUCUUCUCGUGUUUUGGGGAUAUAGCGCUUGCUAUUGGGGAGAAUUUCGAGAAGUAUUUGAUGUAUGCGAUGCCCAUGCUUCAGAGUGCGGCCGAGUUGUCCGCACGUGCGUCGGCAGAUGAUGACGAGAUGAUCGAGUAUACGAAUCUCCUCAGGAAUGGGAUUCUGGAGGCGUACUCAGGUAUAUUUCAGGGGUUCAAGAACUCGCCCAAAACUCAGCUCCUGAUGCAGUAUGCGCCUCACAUCCUGCAGUUCUUGGACGCGAUGUACCUUGCGAAAGACAUGGAUGAUUUAGUGAUGAAAACUGCUGUAGGCGUUCUUGGAGAUCUAGCGGAUACUUUGGGAAGCAAUGCUACUGCCUUAAUGCAGCAAUCUGUGUCGAGCAAAGACUUUUUGAAUGAAUGUCUGUCUUCCGAGGACCAAUUAAUUAAAGAAUCUGCUGAGUGGGCUAGGCUGGCUAUUUCUCGUGCCAUAUCUGUCUAAGGUGCUCGUCAUGCUUUACAUGCAUUGCAUAUGGUUGGGUGUUUGUGUUGAGGUCCGUGUUAGACACUAAGUCUUGUCAACUCACAGGAAAAUUGAAGCUAAAAUCUUUUAAGUUCUUGACACUGACUCAUGGGUCAUUUGGGUUGUGUCCGUUAUGAGGUUGUUCUGAUGUAUUCCAAAUUUGGGGAUGGAGAUAAUUAUGAGUUGUCUUUUGGUCUUGGAGAUGAGUGCGGAAACUCAUGGAAGUUUUGGUAUUAUUGCAAGAAGAACCAAAUGUGUUUUAUAAAUGUCAAACAUCCUCUUAAAGUUUGAUGCCGUCGUACGUAUUUCACCUUUGUAAGCACGAAAAAAAACUUUUAUUACAAUUCUCAAACCACAACCACCCUUUUAAGUUUUGGAAGAGUGCUUUAUAAUUUUCGAAGAUUUUGGGAAUUUGUUGUUUCCUUGUUUUGUGUUAUUUUAUUGCCUUUAUUCAGACCUCAGAUUUGUUGCAAUUGUUUAUUGAUCUUAUAACUUAAUAGGUUCAUUGUG
Messenger RNA from Striga asiatica, 3301 nucleotides. The record is from the annotation of a GenBank genome assembly. NCBI's taxonomy places the organism in Eukaryota, Viridiplantae, Streptophyta, Magnoliopsida, Lamiales, Orobanchaceae.